Aspergillus novofumigatus IBT 16806 is the source of this 1305-nucleotide messenger RNA. RefSeq names its product Hsp70 nucleotide exchange factor FES1 (gene fes1). The coding region runs from base 360 to 1010 and encodes 216 amino acids. The transcript has 2 exons. Lineage: Eukaryota; Fungi; Ascomycota; Eurotiomycetes; Eurotiales; Aspergillaceae. The record is from RefSeq and is a predicted model, not a curated record.
AAUGCCAAUCCCAAACGUAGAAUCGCCCUUAAAAAUCACUCUGUCAACUAUUCUUUUCUUACUGGGCUCGUGCGGUGUGUGUGGGAGUGGAAGCGGGUGGAACGUCCAUGAACCAUCUCGAUUCGUCAGAACAGUACCGCCGCCCAUCUACAGAGGUAUUCCAAAAUAGAGCGAUAAGAAAAAUUAUCUGUGACACAUUUUCUCCGUCAUAAAGAUUACAUUAUAUUCAAUUUCAUUCAGUCGAAUUUCAAUCUAAUAUCUGAAUUCAUCGUCUUCAUACGUCAAUUGCUAUAUUUGGAGCACACUCUCCGGGAACCGCAGUUUUCAAUCCUUGAGCAAAUCACUUUCAGACCAUCACCAUGGACCCCAACAUGAACAAUCUCCUCAAAUGGAGUAUCGAGAACUCGACCUCAGCUCGGCAGGCCGGCGAUUCCAAUGACGCUGCUCCCGCCCCUACCUCUCGCAGCAAUCUGAACCCUGAGCUGCUCUCUGCUCUGUUUGGAGGCCCCUCAGAUGCCGACCUCAUGAAAGCCGCCAUGGAAGCGCUGCACUCGGACGAAGUCGAUCUCGAGAACAAGAUGAUCGCAUUUGACAACUUCGAGCAGCUCAUUGAGUCUAUCGAUAACGCGAACAAUUUGGAACCAUUGGGUCUGUGGACGCCGCUCGUGGAACUGCUCAAGCACGAGGAAGCUGAAAUGAGACGCAUGGCCGCCUGGUGCAUCGGAACCGCCGUGCAGAAUAACGAAAAAGCGCAGGACAAGCUCAUCGUUUUCAAUGUCCUCCCAACCCUCGUCGCCAUGUCCACCUCAGACCCGGCACCCGCCGCUCGCAAGAAGGCAGUGUACGCCAUCUCUUCCGGAGUCCGCAACUACCAACCCGCCAUGGAUGAGUUCGUGAAGCACCUUCCGGAAGGAUAUACUAGCGGAGAAAAGAUCGAUGCGGCAGAUAUGGAUGCUAUCGACGCCUUGCUGGACAAGCUCAGGGCUCACCCGUCUGAAGUCUCCGCAUGAACCCGCGUCUGCAUUGCAAUUAGACAUAUACCCUCAUUCGCUGUGAUGCUAUCACGCAUGUGAACUUCGCGAACUGGAUGAAUGGUUCUGAUGGGCAGAAUACCGCCGUUCCUGCCGCCCGCCAUUGCUGCGCGUGGCCCCGCGUGUCUGGGCCGUCGGUGGGCGAACCCCCGCCUCGGUUGUAUAAAAACAUGGAGUAGCUCCGACUCGAGCGAGCUAUGCUUGACAGGCUCUCAUCCUGCAACCUGUAUAUCAGGCGAAUUCGAGCGUUGAGCAUGACUCCGCUAGGCUGCUA